CAACGAAGAAGAAGAAAUGGAGGAUAUCACUCGCAGAAAUGCAUAUCGCUUUGUCGCCUAUGCGGCUGUCACCUUCUCCGUGGUCGCUGUGUUUUCGCUUUGUGUGACCAUCCCAAUGGUGUAUAACUACGUGAACACCGUCAAGACCCAGAUCGACCAUCAGAUCUCGUUCUGCAAGCAUUCCGCCCGUGAUAUCUACUCAGAGGUCAACCAUAUCCGCGAGAAUCCAAAGGUGAACAACACCCGCUUCGCUCGUCAAGCCGGAUAUGACUUUGACACUGGAGCCGUCGACUCAUUCGCUUCCUCUGGAGGCAGCGGUGGAGGUGGAUCCUGCUCUGGAUGUUGCCUUCCAGGACCAGCAGGACCUUCUGGAGCACCAGGAAAGCCUGGACGUCCAGGACGCCCAGGGGCAGGAGGGCUUCCAGGAAACCCAGGCCGUCCACCAGCACAGCCAUGCCACCCAAUCACCCCGCCACCAUGCCGCCCAUGCCCACAAGGACCACCAGGAGCCCCAGGAAGUCCAGGACCACAGGGAAACGCCGGAGCACCAGGGCAACCAGGACAUGGAGGAGGUUCCGGAGCACCAGGACCAGCUGGACCAAAGGGACAACGUGGAGCCCCAGGACACCCAGGGCAGGCUGGAUCUCCAGGUCGCCCAGGAGUCGAUGCUCAAUCUCAAUCCAACCCAGGAGCGCCAGGACAAGCUGGGCCACAAGGACCACCAGGACCAUCCGGAGCUCCAGGAGCCCCAGGAGGACCAGGAUAUCCAGGACCACCAGGGCAAAAGGGACCAUCCGGAGCUCCAGGACAGCCAGGAUCCGACGGAAACCCAGGAGCACCAGGACAGCCAGGACAAUCCGGUGGAUCCGGAAACCGCGGAAUCUGUCCAAAGUAUUGCGCCAUCGAUGGAGGAGUCUUCUUCGAGGAUGGAACCAGAAGAAAGUAGAUUCUUUAGAGAAUUCAAUAAAGCAUUUCAUAUUUCAAAUAUUAUUUUUAUUAUUUCCAUUUUGGCCUUGCCGAAAAUUACAAAAAUAAAAAUUUUGGAAUUUUGG
Messenger RNA from Caenorhabditis elegans, 1052 nucleotides. RefSeq names its product Nematode cuticle collagen N-terminal domain-containing protein (gene col-95). The transcript has 2 exons. The record is from RefSeq and is marked reviewed. Gene Ontology annotation, molecular function: structural constituent of cuticle. Bases 17 to 946 code for a protein of 309 amino acids. Lineage: Eukaryota; Metazoa; Nematoda; Chromadorea; Rhabditida; Rhabditidae.